GCAUUACGCAUGAGAGCGGACGAGCGCGUCGGCGGGUCGGCGGGCCGAGCGAUGGCAUCGGGUGCGUACGGACUGCCGGCGUCCGGCGCCGACGUGAGCGUCAGUGUGGCCGAGACGAUGCUCAACUCGCCCGUGUACGUGCAGAGAGACGAGAUGAAGUACCUGCCGCACCCGCAGCAGGCCGGCGCCGUGCCCUCGCCGCAGCACUCCUGGAUGCUGCCGCCGCAAACGGAGCCCAUGUCCUGGGCGCUGCCGCACCCGCCGCACGUCAGCGUGCACGAGGACGUCAAGCACCAGGAGGAGCUGGUGCACGUGAGUCGCGCGGCGCCGCUGCACGCGCCGCCCAGCUGGCACCCGAGCGUGCCGCCGCCGUACCUGAGCCCGCCGCCGAGCGGCUCGCCGGUCGGCCAGCACCACGUCUACAGCAUGCACACCAUGGCGCCGCACCAGCUGCACUCGCCGCACCUGCACGGCCGCGAGCCGCAGCACGAGCUGCUGGCACCGCACCCGGAGCCGGUGGCCGAGCAGCCCGAGGAGCCCUCCUCCGACGACCUGGAGGUGUUCGCCAAACAGUUCAAACAGCGCCGCAUCAAACUCGGCUUCACGCAGGCCGACGUCGGCCUGGCGCUCGGUACCCUGUACGGCAACGUGUUCAGCCAGACCACCAUCUGCCGCUUCGAGGCGCUGCAGCUCAGCUUCAAGAACAUGUGCAAGCUGAAGCCGCUGCUGCAGAAGUGGCUGGAGGAGGCCGACUCGACCACCGGCCUCACCACCUCUGUCGACCGGAUGGCGGCGCAGGGGCGGAAGCGCAAGAAGCGCACCAGCAUCGAGGUGUCGGUGAAGGCGCUGUUGGAGCAGCACUUUCUCAAGCAGCCGAAGCCGGCCUCGCCCGAGAUCAGCAGCCUGGCCGGCUCGCUGCAGCUGGAGAAGGAGGUGGUGCGCGUCUGGUUCUGCAACCGCCGCCAGAAGGAGAAGCGCAUGACGCCGCUGAACCCGUGCCCCGGCUACGAGAAGGGCGACGGCGGCUCACCGCAGUCGUACGUGUCACAGUCGGAGCUGCAGCACAUGCACGCCGCGCUGGGCGCCGCGCCGCCGCCUGGCCAGCAUGGCCAGCAUGCGCUGCCGCCGCCCGGAGACCCCAUGUCGCCAAUGACUCCACAGCAGCAGCAGCAUCAGCAACAGCAACAACAGCAACAGCAGCAGCACCAACACCAGCAACAGCAGCACCAUCAGCAGCAGCAGCAGCAGCAGCAGGCGUACCCUGCGCGGCACCUGGACCCACUGCCGGGCAGCCCGUCCGACCACCUGCAGCCCAGUCACAGUCCGGACAUGAUGUCGCCGCAGCCGGCGCCACUGCCGCCCCACUCACAGGGCCUGGCCGCGCGCUGACCGCGCUGCUACCUCCGGUCACACCAGCCCAGAUGGGAGAGCCACGGAGAGCAGCGCUGUCUCGGGUAGUGCCCUCACGGAUGGAGCUGGCGGGCGAGCGCAGUGCAGAACUCAGCCCCAGCUCCGCGGCAUUCACCAUCUCGCCCGUCUGCGAGCGCCGCGAGAAGAGGAGACGGUGGGACGAGGCAGGAUCGGCCAGUACUGGCGGCGGACGGACCGGGCCGCGGAGACAGACAGGCGGUAAGCAGUCCGAGAGUGGGCGUCUUCACGUCGUGAGGGUCGCUCCCCUGACGCGCUAGGUCUGGGCUCGUUGGUGCGGGGCUCCACUCGAACUCCGUUGUUAGUGAUUGUGGUCUCGGAGCGGCGCCGUCGUGUGGUCACCGUGGUCUCCCAGUCCGUGACGCACGGGUGUCGUGGUCUCAGCGUUACCGGGUGUCGUGGUCUCAUCUCCUGUCCAUCCCGCGCCGGCCGCCGCCUCCCGUCCCUGGUCUCGCGCGUCCCGGCCGGCCGGCUGGCCAGCGGUCGCCGUACCUGUUGCGGCGCCCACGUCAGCCCUCGCGGCGGUACGGCGGUGCUCGGAACUGCCGGUUUGCAGACGUUAUAGCAGUCCCAGUUAGCUGCUGCUAACGUGCCGAUGGGUACCUGUUGCCCGUUAGGCGGCUGAGGCUGAUAGCCGCCGCAACAGAGGGCACAGAUUCCCACACGUUUUGCGGUACUGCCACUGCAGUGCCGGGUCGCUGCCACUGCAGUGCCGGGUCCCUGCCGGUCCCGCCGUGUCCCAGACGCUCCUCUCCGGCGCCGCGGCUGCUUUGCCGGCUGUAAACGCCCGAUCGCACCCAGCUCAAGGCCAGGCCAUAAAAAGGUUAUGACCUCAGUGGCCCGGCGCACAGCCGAUUCAUCCCCAGCCGAGCGGCAGAGGCCGGAGGCGGGACGGGAUGGGAGGGAGGGACCAUCGAGAUGGAGAGGAGGGACCAGACGGGAUUGAGGGGACGGACCAGGCUAGACGAAGUGGAAGGAAAGGGAAAAGGCGGGAUGGGAGGAAGGGAGGGAACCGACUAGACGAGAUGCAGAGGACAGAGACCAGACGAGACGGGAUGGGAAGGGACCUGGUCAGACAGGAUAGACGAAUGACGAAGUGGUAGGAUGGAGGUGCAGGGCUAGCUCGGACAAGACGAGGGGCGGCUCGGAGGAACCGGGACCAGACAGGGUGAUCUCGAAACAAACAAUAGGGCUAGAAGACGGGGACUGUAACAGCAAGGCAGAGCGGGGAAAUCAUGGAUAUCAGGAGGGAUGGUUAGAUCAAGCUGGCUGCUUUAGACGGACUACGGUGUCCGAGAAGGGGCAAUGAAGACCAAAUCUCUGACAGGGCAGGACUGGACGCGUGGAUUCGAAGGGGAAGGACGGGGCACGGGGACCCGGGACGGGCAGGACAGGAGAUGGAGACCUACGACGGGAGCGGCAGAAGACGGGAAGAGAGACCCGGCGCCGGGCGGGACGGGACGCAGGGACCCGGGACGCGAGGGACGGACGCGGGACCCUCUGUGAUACGCCGGGCCUUUCAGCGGACCUUUGCAAUAGUAGAUGUAGCGGGACAGUGAGGCUGGCUGCCUCUGACCGGCGCCUCUGCCCGGGGUGCUGAGUAGGUCAGCCGCCCGGCUGCUCUGGGGGCCCCGUAGCCGGUGUGUUUGUUCGCAGGUCACUCUCGUAGUUGAAGCCGUUGGGCACGGCAACGUCGCCGCUCGUAAUCGCGUCUUGAGCUGAGUUGUUGGAAAUUCGAAAAGUGAGAAAUAUCAGUCAUGGAUAUUCCUUGCUAAGAGCAUGUUAAUGUGGAAAAUCGCAAUAUGGCUUGAUCCUCUUCUGACCCAUAUGAUAGAAAUUGUUCUUUAGGAAAAUAACUUUUUUCACUUCAGAACAAGCCUUGACACUUUCAAAGGUGACACUUCUUGUCACCUUUGACACUUUCAAACCUCGAAAACUAGAAAAUAUUUAUAGUCAAUCGCUGAUAGUUUUAACGGGUACCCUCAAGCCUUCAGAGGGGUCGGGUGCCAUCUUUUAAUGCUCAAUGAAAGGGCCUUCAAAUUCACAAUUUCAAUUGAAAAUGCUCAAUAUCGAUAUAGUACAAGUGUCGGCAAUGUUAUGCGCGCGUUCGCUCCGUUGGCAAACGAGGCAUACAGUGAUAUGUACGGUUGGUCAAUGUGUUAACAAAUCAAAACAGAAAACUGCUAGUGUUCAUGUACGAUUAACUUUGCACUGUUUAGUCAUGAUUGCAGUAUGAAUGAGAAUGGCUUUGAGUAUCUGACGAGAUACUCUAUCAGAGUGCUUUGCAAUUGUUUAUUUUCACACGAUGUGUGAUACUUGUGUGAAUCGUUUAUGUUGUGCAAGUCUUAGGAUUUGAGUGAAAAGAGCUAUGUGAAAUAUAUGCAUUGUUGUAAUCAUA
Molecule: messenger RNA, 3826 nt
Organism: Amphibalanus amphitrite
Lineage: Eukaryota; Metazoa; Arthropoda; Thecostraca; Balanomorpha; Balanidae
Product: silk gland factor 3-like
Exons: 1
Coding region: 10-1389 (459 amino acids)
Biological process (GO): regulation of transcription by RNA polymerase II
Molecular function (GO): DNA-binding transcription factor activity, RNA polymerase II-specific; RNA polymerase II cis-regulatory region sequence-specific DNA binding
Source: RefSeq, a predicted model, not a curated record